CUUGACCUCAACCUCAAAUUGACUUACAUAUCCAACCUUACACGAUUCCAAAUUCCCUUGUCUCUAUACACAGGACCUAUCAUUAAAUAUUACGGGAGAAAGAUAUCUGCAAGAUCAUAUAAAAGCGCUUGAGCCGAUAUCCUAAUACAGCAAGAUUGCGUAUAAUUGCCAAUAUGCAUGACAACAAGCGAUCCCAUCCCCUUCUGGAACAAGUCCCUUUGACAGUCUCUCCAUUUGUGUCACUUCCAACAGCGACAACACUCUCGUAUAACUACAAGACUAUGCCCUCAAACAUCCCACCCUCGUCCCUGGGCAUCGAGGCAGCAUCAGAUAACCCCGCAGGCCAAACCAAGCCUAAAUACGUGGUAUCCAACUCUGGUCAUGCGGCACAUCCAGAAGACAUCAUCGCCUCAUGCCGCGCACUUCAAGCUUACGUGACCAAGAUGCAAGAGGAUGCAGAGCGUGAACUCCGAGAAUUUGAUGAGAAGAUCAAGGCGCGUGAACUCGCGGAGAAGAGGAGAGUUGCGCCGGGUUGGCUCGAUAGUGAGAUGCACAUGUUGGAGCCUGAGAGGAGUACACCGGUGCAGCAACAAGGUGCUGGAAACGUACCAGAGCAUCAAAACACUCAGAGCGGAACCAAUACGAAUGCGACAGAGGACCAAGGUGCAGAAUUGGACCGAGUAUUUGGCGGGAUGGCUCUGAAAUAAGCCAUUUGAGUUGGCAUUUUACGAAUCACGACCAACGGCGCAAGAGAUAGUUCUAUAAAGCCUUGCUCUUGAUAGUUUUACGCAACGGCUGCUUCUUCACCAUAAGACCGUGGACUCUAUCAGGUUGAUGCUCCACAGCUGUGAGCUCUAUAUCUAGCUUUUGUCUAUUUCUUAAUGGUGGGCACAGAACUGUACUAUACAUCUGAUACAUUUGACACUCUUCAGUUUUCCCUGACCACAAGGGCAUGAAUAUUCUUUUAGUGUCGCUUGGAGGAAACAGCCAAGAUCUUGUUAGCAGCGUGUGCAGCAGCAACCAUAAUGGAAGCCUGGGUAUUUCCAGUUGGAACCUCAGGAUGCAUGCUACCAUCGACAACAAACAGGUUCUUGGUUCCCCAAACUCGGGUGUCAGGCCCAACGACGCUCUUGCCAUCGUUCUUGGCUCCCAUAUUAGCCGACCCGAGGUGAUGGUUGCCACUGUACGAAACCUCGAGAAUAGUGUCGGCGGUGACAUUGCUAGGCACACUCAGAACGCUACCAGGCUUACGCGCGUAGCUAAGAAGUUCGGCGACAAAGGUCUUGAGAGCAUCGCGGUCACCCUCGGUAUUGAGGAAUGGCUUUUGAGUGAUGUUGGUGUUGCCCCCAGGAGUAAUCUCGAGGGUUCCGUGGGAUGUAAGACCGUGGGUGAGAUAGACCUUGGCUGAGAUGGUGUUAUUCUCAGGGGCAUUGACUGUGCCUUGCACAUAGCGGGUCACGCCAUCAUUGCCUUCGACGCUCUUCCAGAAGUUAAGACGCUGAGCUGACUGCGAGAGAAGGCCACUUCCUUCAGCAAACAACUCAACAGUCUCAUCGUUAGGCUCAGUGAAUGCCUCCCUGGGAAGGGCUUGAAGCUUAUUCUUGGUCUGGAAAUCCACGACAACAAUGGGAUGGUCCUUCAGGCGCUGGCCAACGGGAAGGUCGAUCCACUGGGAGGCAGGAGGGAGCUUCACGUUCGUAGAGCCGGACUGGACAAUGCGGAUUUGCUUCUUUGGUCCAAUGCCUGAGUUGAAGAGGAUUCGAGGUGUCGAGUGGGUGCCGGAUGAGAGGACCACGGAACCACCCUUGCUCAGCCUAAUGAUCUCACGAGAACCGUCGUCAUGCUCCACUUCGAUGCCGGUAAUGAUAGGGCCCUUGCGAACAGCACGGAUGACCUUGGCGUGAAGCUGCAAGCUGAAGUUGUCGAGGGCCUGUGCAGCGGGUAGAAUAUCACGCACGGGACCACCUCGAAGUCCAUUGCUGAUCUAAGUGAUGUUAGAGUCUUCUAGCAAGUAUAGAGAUCGGACUUACCAGCCAAGGAGGGUGCGUAAAGAUCUUAUCCUUCGCCUCGACGUUCUCAAGAGCAUUGACCUCAUCCCAGCCAUUGCUCUCAAGGAACUUUGACAUAACCUCAAAGGCACCAUCAUCAUAGCGCUUUCCAUCGGCCGAGGGAAGAAUGCUCCCGGGCAUACGUUCAAAAACGCUCUUGGCAGCAUCGGACACUCCAUCCUCCCAUUGCCAUCCCCUAGGCCAGCCCUGAAAGUCGGCAGCUCGGGGCUUGACAAACAUGAGAGCGUUCAACAUGGUAGAUCCACCGAGCAAGCAACCUGCUGAGGCAGCAAUGUCUGUGCACCACUGAAUGGUCGGUGAGAUAUCGGUGUAGUAGGCCAUGCCUGGAACAUCGUAUGCGGUGACGGUUUUGUUCCACUUCAUCAAGUCAUCACGGUUACCCGUGGAAUAGAAUGAAGGACCACCACGCUCAACAAGAAGAACCUUGUGGCCAGCAUUGGCAAGUCUCUCGGCAACAACCAGACCCGACGCUCCGGCACCGGCUACGAUGUAGUCGUAGGUGGUUUUCCGGGUAGUAGUGUUACCAGCAGAAGCAAAGCCCAGCAGAGCCGAGCCGAUAAUAGUGGCGAACUUCAUUUUCAGAACCGGCAAAGACAAAGAGGAAAUGGCCUGAAAAGCAAGUCUUGAAGACUCGCCAAUGCCCUUUUUAUAUCCAUCGUGGGCAGAGGAUCUUGUAAGAGAUUAGAUGAGAUUGAUAAACUCCCCACAUAUGGUUGCUGGAUCUAGCAUAAGUGCCGGCGCUGAGUGGAUUGUUGGUGGGUAAGGGUAACAUUAAGCUUGUUCUUGAAAGUUAUCAGAUGGGGAUCGACAGGCAUCAAGACGUUUAGUUCAGCACUGUUGUCAUGGCAUGGCUGGGUUUUAAAUACCUCAUCUGAAUGGAAUCUGAGAGUGGUGCUCUUGGUUUUACUCUUUUAUGUGAAGA
This is a messenger RNA of Fusarium odoratissimum NRRL 54006, 2991 nucleotides long. RefSeq lists its product as uncharacterized. Bases 174 to 707 code for a protein of 177 amino acids. The transcript is spliced from 2 exons. The record is from RefSeq and is a predicted model, not a curated record. Lineage: Eukaryota; Fungi; Ascomycota; Sordariomycetes; Hypocreales; Nectriaceae.